Messenger RNA from Haliotis rufescens (red abalone), 2064 nucleotides. RefSeq names its product phosphatidylserine lipase ABHD16A-like. Gene Ontology annotation, biological process: monoacylglycerol catabolic process; phosphatidylserine catabolic process. Lineage: Eukaryota; Metazoa; Mollusca; Gastropoda; Lepetellida; Haliotidae. The record is from RefSeq and is a predicted model, not a curated record. Bases 66 to 1664 code for a protein of 532 amino acids. Gene Ontology annotation, cellular component: endomembrane system. The transcript has 20 exons. Gene Ontology annotation, molecular function: monoacylglycerol lipase activity; glycerophospholipase activity.
UAUUAUUUGUUCCACUUAUGCAUAAUUCGUAAUUCGUUUUUGUGCACACUUUUACAUUAGACAAGAUGGCGACCCUAGUGAAAUGCAUCUUUGGACCGAGACUGCACCGUCUUCACCAGGCGAGCGUAACAGAGCCUGGGCGCCUUUAUCGGCCUGGUUUCAUUGAGGCUGGCGGGGACAAGUUUAUCAAAGUGAUCCACUUCUGUUGGUCACUCUCCUACUGGACAUCCCCGGUGCUGCUGACUGUGCUCUACAGACGAGGGUACUUCAGCACGGAGGGGUUGACGACCAUUGCCAAGUUCCUCAUCUCCAUCGGGAUCAUCUAUGCAGUGUCCUUCUUCACUAGAGGUAUUGGCCGGUUCUCUAACCCGGACUACAUGACCUUCAUCUCAACAUUGAUGACAUGUGAGCGAUCACUCACCGAGGCCAACAGGCGAGCUUUGUGGCGUUAUGACUACGAGUUCUGGGCGUGGCCAGUUGAUUUCCGCUGGACUGAUGUCAAUCAAGGGGACGUGAAGAAGGCCAAGGUUCAGAUACCCCGGUCUUCCCGCGUCCAGCCGGCCAGUGCCAUCUCAACACUGCCUUGCAACAUCAUCAGUUAUGUUGCCAUUCACACUUUCGGCCGCAGGAUGGUCUACCCCGGCACAACCUCCAUCAUGAAAACACUAAUCAGUGACACUCUCAUACAGAACAGAGCCAAGCUGAUAGAAGAGAAACAUGGCGUCCGAGCGAAGGUGGUAACAGAGGACAACAACGACAUUGACACCAUGUUCCUGGACCGACGCAGCGUCAAGUCAGGAAAUGGCAACACGCUGGUGAUCUGCUGUGAGGGCAAUGCUGGCUUCUAUGAGAUCGGCUGCUGUGGAACCCCGAUGGAUCUCAACUACUCGAUACUGGGAUGGAACCAUCCAGGAUUUGGUGGAAGCUCUGGAAUUCCUUUCCCUGACCAAGAACAGAACGCCAUUGAUGCCGUCAUGCAGUACGCCAUUCACAAGCUGGGAUUUCAGCCACAGAACAUCAUCAUUUUCGCCUGGUCCAUCGGCGGGUACUCCGCUAGUUGGGCUGCCAUGAACUAUCCUGAUAUUAAGUACAUGGUACUAGAUGCCACAUUCGAUGACAUCGUCCCCCUUGCCGUGUCUAAGAUGCCAGAAGUAUUAAAGGGUAUUGUGACGUUUGCUCUGCGGAACUACAUGAACCUGAACAUAGCGGAGCAGGUCAUCAAGUACCCGGGACAAGUCCUGUUGAUACGGAGAUCUAAGGAUGAAAUCAUUACCACGGAGAUGAAUCCUGGUCUUCCUCCACAAGUUCGAAGUAACCGUGGCAACAUGCUUCUUGCUAAGCUUUUGCAGUACAGAUAUCCAAAAAUAGUUGACGUUAGCACAGCCUCAGUGCUGGACUUGUGGCUGUCGAGGGAGAGAGCCGAGCAGGCUGUGAUGUGGUCGGAGUACAACGUGGACGCUGACUGGUGUGUAGCCACAAUACGAUCCUACACAGAGGAGCACUCUCAUUCAUUUCCUUGUCAUUUAGGUGAAGAUUUUGAUCAAGUGAAGAAAAAUCAAUUAGUUUUAUUCUUGGCUUCCAAAUACAUGGAGGAUUUCGACUCAACCCAUUGCACCCCUCUGGCACAUAAUUUCUUCCACAAGCCAUGGUCACCUCACGACUGACAACAUGCUCAAACUAGGAGAAAAUCAAUUGUUAUGAUAUGACAAUAUUUAUUUCCUAUGUUUUAUAUAGACAGUGUGUGCACAAGGGGCGAUUACAGCGUGUUUUCUGUCAUCCUUCCUUAUCCGUUUUUUAUGGUGUAUAUAUUGAUGUGAUAUUUCUCAGAUUUCAUACCUUUUUUUUUCAUAAACAUUUAGCACUUAAAUUUAGAAAAUAUUUUUCAUAAAUAUUUUUUUUUUAUCAUGUGUUUAUAGAAAUCUUUUCUUAUGUGAUGAUCAUUAUGUAGCAUCAGGACUAUUCAAGUUGUCAAUAAUGUAAAUGUCUGAAUGUGAUUUGAGAGAGAUUCGUGACAUAUAUGAUAGUACAUCUAGUUGUUAAAGAAUAAUGUUUCUUCAAGAAUGA